GCCGAGAAUCCCAGGUCCUGCUCGGAGGCGAGGUGAGGUGCCUGAAGGAGGGCUGAGGGGACCCUGCGUGAGGACCGACGGAACCCCACAGAUCCCCGCCCCUGUAGUCGGCCCUGGGAGAGCUUUGGGAGCUCCAGGAACCAGGAGAGGAAGGCAGAGGACUGAGGCUCCAGUCCUGAGGUCAGAGGGCAGAGGUGGUCCAGGCAGUCCCAGGAGUCAAGGUAGCCAGCGGACUGGCAGCCCUGGAGGCUUGCCCCUGUGAGGUCUGAGAGCACCCCUCAAAAGGAGACCUGCAUCGUGCUCGUGGUCGAGAUGAGUGAGCUGAGCAAGCCCGAGGAAGACUUUCAGGACCCUGGCGAGGCCCAGUGCCCAGUGAAUGUGCAGCUCUUGGGGGCUGAGGCAGGGGUGGCUGCAUCCGCCUCAGCCUCCUCCCUCACAGUGUCCUCCGUAGCCACUGGGGAGUCCUUGCCCCAGGAGGCUCUGAAGGAGAUGAAAGCUAACCUAAUAAAGUUCCUGCUCUUCAAGUAUCUAGCCAAGGAGCUGACCUCCCAAGCAGAAAUACUGAAGAAGGUCCUCAGGGAUAACCAGGAGCACUUCCCGGUGGUCUUCAGCCAAGCCUCACAGUGCCUGGAGCUGGUCUGUGGUGUGGAGGUGAAGGAGGUGGACCCCAGGGAGCACAUCUACAUCAUGGUCCCCAACCUGGGCCUCACCUGUGAUGUGAUGCUGAGCGGUGGGCAGAGCAUGCCCAAGGCCGGCCUCCUGGUGCUGAUCCUCAGCCUGAUCAUGAGGAAUGGAGACCGCGCCCCUGAGGAGAAGGUCUGGGGAGCACUCAGCAGAUUGGGUGUGUGUGUUGGGAGUGUGCACUGUGUCUUUGGGGAGCCCAGGACACUUCUGACACACGUGUGGGCGCAGCAGGGAUACCUGGAGUACCGGCAGGUGCCUUACAGCUACCCUGCUCGCUAUGAAUUCCUGUGGGGUCCCCGGGCCUAUGCAGAGACCAGCAAACGGGAAGUCAUGGCAUUUCUGCUCAGGGUCAAAGAAAGGGCUUCGAGGGCCUUCCCACCCCUGCCUGUAGAGGCUGCAAGGGAGGAGGAUGAGGCUGCCUGAGCCAGAGCAGGAUCCAGGUGAUCCUUCCCUCUGGGAUUGAAGACGGAGCGGUCAGCCUUCUCAGUAGUGAGGCCCUGGGGCACUUUGGGGAACCAGUGUAUAGCAUCUUUGGGUUCCUGUUCUCUAUGAUGACUUGGAGAUUCACCUGUUUUCCUUAGAAAAAUUUCAAACUUUGCUUGUUUUCAUAGAAGACUAAAUAAACUUCAGUGUCUUAGCUUCA
Molecule: messenger RNA, 1327 nt
Organism: Cervus elaphus (red deer)
Lineage: Eukaryota; Metazoa; Chordata; Mammalia; Artiodactyla; Cervidae
Product: melanoma-associated antigen 10-like
Exons: 4
Coding region: 313-1107 (264 amino acids)
Biological process (GO): negative regulation of transcription by RNA polymerase II
Cellular component (GO): nucleus
Source: RefSeq, a predicted model, not a curated record